This is a messenger RNA of Anolis sagrei ordinatus, 2828 nucleotides long. The record is from RefSeq and is a predicted model, not a curated record. Lineage: Eukaryota; Metazoa; Chordata; Lepidosauria; Squamata; Anolidae.
AUGGACUGGACAGGCGUGGCGGAAGAGGGAGAUCUUCAGCUGUGCCUUGAAUGCUGGCAGCGUGUUCUGCUGUCACUGAUCCUCCUGCGGUCCUCUUCUGCAAACGGCCCCAGAGUGGACGCAGCAGCAGCAACUACGCAGGAGCCUCUUCCAGGCAGAGCGAGAGCCGAGGACCCGGCAUUCCUGGCCGAGAAGCAGCAGCGGGAGCAGCUGGCGGAGCAGCUGAGGGCCGAGAGGAGGAGCAAGAAGAAGGAACACGAACUGGUCUUGCGAAGGAUAGCCGACGACCGGCGGCACGUCCAGGUGAAGGCGCAGCUGACCCAGGCAACCCCCUCUGCCCCACAAUCGCCAUCGGAGGACGGAGCGCAGCAGCUACAGGAGCAGCCCCCGGCCCCUUCCUCUUGGGAUGGGCAAUGCCUCCUAAUGAUCCGCCUCCCUUCGGGGGCCUCCGUCCGCCACCGCCUCCCGUCCGACUGCCCCCUGGAGACCCUCCUGCGGCGCCUCCUGCUGGACCACCCGGGCCUCUCCCCCUCUGCCUCCUUCCUCCAGACCUUCCCCAAGCGGCACUUUGGCCCCGCCGACCUCCCCUCCUCCCUCCAGGCCUUGGGCCUGACCCCCAGCGCCACCCUCUGCCUCCUGGAGCCCCCCUCCCCUGGGAGCCCCCCAACUGACCCCCGGGCGCCCCCCAAGGAGGAGGGAGAGGGAGGGGAGCUCCGCCCAAUGGGGAGUGCGGCCCUGGUCCUUCGUGACCCCUCCGUGCAGCUGCCACCGUCGCCACAAGAGGAAAUUCCAGAAGCCCCAGACGUGGCUGCCGCUGACCACCAUCGCUGGGGCCGAGGCCAGAAGCUGGAUGCCUCGGAGGAGCCCAUGGAUCAGGGCCCUUUGGAGCUUGCCGAGGAGGAGGAGCAGGAGGCAGCAGAGCAGGAGCAGGACCUGUUACCAGGUCUCCCACCACCGCUGGAACUUGGCCCAAGGGGUGCGGCGGGCUCUGGCCACCACUGGCCCGCAGAAGGCAACCGGCUGAGGGCUGCAAAUGAGGGAGGGUCCGGAUCUCCCUCCUUACCUUUCGCAGUGGCCCAGGCUGCGGAACAGCGCCUCCAGCAGGCAGCCGCUCAGGGAGCCGAGGAGGAAGAAGAGGGGGAAGAGGGGAAGGCGAAGACCCCACCAGGCCGCCCCGCCUCUGCGAUACCGUCCCUCGUCCAGCUCUCCCUGCAGGGGACUGUGGCCCUGCUCACAGCCCCCCGCAAGCAGUACUGCCGCAGCCUCUCGGCGCUGACCCCCGUCCUGGCAGAGCAGCUCCUGGCGCACCUGGCGAAGAGGUCCCUGCUGAGCCCCCGCUCCCUGCGGCUCUUCUUCGGCUGCCCCCUGCAGCGCCUGCGCCUGGACUGCUACCCCUUGGCCACCAACGCCCUCCUGCAGCAGUUGAGCGCCUUCCCCGGACUCCGGCACCUCAGCCUCGUCUCCUGCGCCGUCAUCACCGACCAAGGCCUGUCUGCCCUGCCGCACCUGACCCACCUCCAGCACCUCAACCUCUCCGCCUGCGUCAAGCUCACAGACAACUGCCUUCAGUUCCUCAAAGGGCUGCCGCACUUGUCUCACCUGGCGCUGGACCAGACGCGGGUCACGGACCGAGGCCUGGCGGACUUCCUGCCCUCGGCACCCCCCUCCCUGACCCACCUGAGCCUCAACCGGACGGGGGUCACGGAGCACACCCUGGCCCUGCUGCCCCGCCAUGUCCCCCAGCUCUGCCUCCUCAGCAUCAAGCAGACGGGCAUCACGGAUGUUUCAGCCUUGCGGCACUUGGGGGCCCUGCAGGCGCUGCAUCUGGACGGGACCCCCGUGAGCGAGGCCUCCCUCGGGGCCCUCUCCACACACCCCUCCCUCUCCAGCCUGACCCUCCAUGGAGUCCAGUCGGUGGACGGCAACCGGGCCCUUGAGCUCAUCUCAGGUCUUCCCCUGGCGCACCUCGCGCUGCCCUCGCGGCACACCGUCACAGACAAUGGGAUGGCUGCCCUCUGCCGCCUCUCUGGCCUCCUGGAGCUGGACCUCACGGACUAUGCCCACAUCUCUGACGCAGGGCUCCAGCAUCUGCCCCAGAUGAUCAGGUUGCGGCGCCUCUCUCUCUGCAACACGCAGGUGACCGACGUGGGCCUGAGGCAGGUGGGGGCCCUCUCCGGCCUGGAGGAGCUGGCCCUGGACCGGCUGAAGGUCUCCAGCGCAGGGGUGGCACGCUGCAUCAUCCGCCUUCCCCACCUGCAGGUGCUGAGCCUGGCUAGUACGCUGGUGGGAGACUCGGUGGCCAGGAGGGGCCUGGCCCACUGCAAACACCUCCUCAAGGUCAACCUCAGCCGGACGCGCCUCUCUGACCGAGGCCUGCGCUUCCUCCGCCAGCUGACCCUGGUCCAGCUGAACCUGGACGGCUCCGGAGUGACCGCCGUUGGAGUGGCCGCCCUCCAAGCCUCCUGCCCCUCCCUGGUCAGCGUCCGGGCCAGCCACCUGCGCCCCUUGGCCCCCGAGGAGCUCUCCGAAGAGGAAGAAGGGCCCGGAUAGACCCCCGGAAAACGGCUUCCUGGGGGCUGCUUCGCUCGCUGCCAAAGAAUGGGUCCCAGCUUGGGAGGUGUCCUUCUGCCGUGCGGAGGAGGCACCCUUCCUGCUGGGUCUGCCUGGUGUCCUCGUGCAGGAGCUUUAGAAGGAGCCCCAUUCUCUGAGGGGCUUGAGAGGCAUAAUGGGGGGCGGAAGGAGGGAGAGGUCGAAUAGGGGGCGGGGUGCCCCUGAUGCCUGCUUGUGGUGUGUGCCUUAAUCUUUCCCAAUAAAAAUGCAAGACAGGC